AUGGGGAAUAUUUGCUCUAAAUCGUCAAACCAAACGGAUCCAUUUGCGCAGCCUGGCCGAGUCCUAGGGUCACAGGCGGCUUCAACGAAGCCUACGCCGGCCAAUUCGAACACACCUCUAAUACGGAAUACCAACCCUUCCGAGCAGCAGUCGUCAGGUGGGAGGACAUUAGGAGGUGGCGGUAAAAAUGCGGUUGGAGGCGGUGAUGCCCGCAGUGCUGCCGCUAAGGCUGCUGAGGAACGUGCCGCGAAGUACUCAACAGCCGGGAAGGGGAAGUUGGCCUCUCAGCUCGCAGCGCAAAAAUCAAAGUCUAGAAACGAGACGCUAGAUGAUAUAAGUCGGGCUGAAAGGGCAGCGAGAGAUGCCCAGAGUGCUGAGGAAUCUCGAAGGUGGAACUGA
Nannizzia gypsea CBS 118893 is the source of this 399-nucleotide messenger RNA. RefSeq lists its product as hypothetical. The transcript is spliced from 2 exons. Bases 1 to 399 code for a protein of 132 amino acids. NCBI's taxonomy places the organism in Eukaryota, Fungi, Ascomycota, Eurotiomycetes, Onygenales, Arthrodermataceae. The record is from RefSeq and is a predicted model, not a curated record.